AUGCCCUCCCUCCUCCCUCUCUUCCUCCUCUCUCUCAUCCUCCUCCUACCCAUAUACCUCAUCCACUCCACAACAAGAAAAUCACCCAAAAACACACCCCCAGGAUCCUUCGGAAUCCCGUUCAUUGGGCAGAGCCUCAGCCUCCUGUGGGCCAUGCGCGCCAACACCGCUGACGAAUGGAUCGCCAGCAGAGCCCGGAGAUACGGUGCCGUCUCGAAACUGAGCCUCUUUGGCACACCAACCGUGUUCAUCUACGGCCAGGCUGCCAACAGGUUUCUUUUCUCUGGCGACGGGGGCAAACUGAGCAAUCAGCAGACGGACUCCGUGAGGAUGGUCUUAGGCGAUCGCUGCCUGUUGGAGCUUGUUGGAGAGGACCAUAAGCGGAUACGAAACGCGCUUUCGUCUUUCCUGAAGCCGGAUAGCUUGAAGGAUUACAUCGGUAAGAUGGAGGAAGAAGUGCUGAUGCACCUUCGUAUGCAUUGGCAUGGGAAGAACAAUCUCAAGGUUCUGCCACUAAUGAAGACGCUGACAUUCAACAUAAUAUGCUCACUUCUGUUUGGUGUUGAGAGAGGAUCAGUGAGAGACACACUUGUAUUGUAUUUCCAAGAGAUGGUUGAUGGGAUUUGGUCUCUCCCUCUCAAUCUGCCCUUCACACGCUUCAACCGAAGCCUCAAAGCAAGUGCUAAGGUUAAGAAGAUGUUGAGCCAUCUUAUAUCCGAGAAGAGGGCUCAGCUCGCUGCCGGAGCUUCGUCUCACCAAGACCUAAUCACGUGCUUGCUCACGUCUCACGACGGCCAGUUAGUGUCCGAAGAUGAGAUCAUACACAAUGUUAUGCUAAUCAUGGUUGCAGGCCACGACACUUCCUCGAUCUUGAUCACCUUCAUGGUAAGAGUUCUGGCGAACCAUCCCGAGAUACACGCAGCAGUUCUCGCAGAGCAAGAAGGGAUCAAGAAAGGUGGAGCUUUCUUGACAUGGGAAGAUCUUGGCAAGAUGAAGUAUACCUGGAGAGUGGCGAUGGAGACUCUCCGGAUGUUCACCCCACUGUACGGAGGGUUCCGGAAGACGCUGGAGGACAUCGAGUAUCAAGGUUACACGAUACCGAAAGGAUGGCAGAUUCUAUGGGUGAGCGGCAUGACUCACAUGGAUGAUAGCAUUUUCCCAGAACCAUCAAAGUUUGAUCCGGGACGGUUUGAAAAUCCGGCAGGGGUUCCGCCAUACACUUACAUUCCGUUCGGAGGGGGGGCACGUAUAUGCCCGGGAUACGAGUUUGCCAAGAUUGAGACACUAAUCACUAUCCGUUACCUGGUUACACACUUCACGUGGAAGCUCUGCUGCAAUGACAACCGUUUCCGAAGGGAUCCGAUGCCAGUUCCUACUCAAGGACUUCCCAUUCAGAUUAUGCCCAGGAAGGAACUCGCUCUAACUGCUUGAACCAUUUAUUUGCUACAUCCUUUGUAAACCUAAGUUCAUACUUUGUAGAACAUGAAAUUAUAAAUUCCAGAAAACGAAGGUACUUUUA
Salvia hispanica is the source of this 1519-nucleotide messenger RNA. Its product is annotated as cytochrome P450 716B1-like. Gene Ontology annotation, biological process: sterol metabolic process. Gene Ontology annotation, molecular function: heme binding; oxidoreductase activity, acting on paired donors, with incorporation or reduction of molecular oxygen; iron ion binding. The record is from RefSeq and is a predicted model, not a curated record. NCBI's taxonomy places the organism in Eukaryota, Viridiplantae, Streptophyta, Magnoliopsida, Lamiales, Lamiaceae.